CUGGCCCCGCCCUCGCCUCCGCUUCCCUCAGGAGGGCCGGGCGUGAGGGAGAGAGAAGGAGCGGCGGCGGUGGCGGCAACCUCGGCGGCUUCUCUCGCUGGCCUUCCUCGCGGGGCUGGUGCUCCUCCCUCGCCCCGCCAUGAAGAAGUUUUCUCGCAUGCCCAAGUCGGACGGGACCGGCGGCAGCGGAGGGGGCAGCGGAGGGGGCGGCAGCGGCCCGGCGGCGGGCGUGGGGUCGGUGGCCGCAGGCGGCCCGGCCGUGGGCAGCAGCCGGGUCUUCUCGGUAGGGCGUUACCAGGUCACGGUGGAGGAGGUCCUGGCGGAAGGUGGGUUUUCCACUGUCCUCCUUGUCCGCACACAUGGUGGAAUUCGGUGCGCAUUGAAAAGAAUGUAUGUAAAUAAUGUGACUGACCUCAAUAUUUGCAAAAGAGAAAUAACAAUUAUGAAAGAGUUGUCUGGGCACAAGAACAUUGUGGGGUAUUUGGAAUGUGCUGUUAACUCUGUUAGUGAUAACGUGUGGGAGGUGCUCAUCCUAAUGGAGUACUGUCGUGCGGGACAGGUAGUGAAUCAGAUGAACCAGAGAUUGCAGACAGGCUUUACUGAGGCAGAAGUGCUGAGGAUAUUUUGCGAUGCUUGUGAAGCCGUUGCCAGGUUGCAUCAAUGCAAAACACCCAUUGUUCACCGAGAUUUAAAGGUUGAGAACCUUUUGUUAAAUGACAGUGGAAAUUAUGUCCUUUGUGACUUCGGAAGCGCUACUAAUAAAUUCCUUAAUCCUCAGAAAGAUGGAGUUAAUGUAGUUGAAGAAGAAAUUAAGAAGUAUACUACAUUAUCAUACAGAGCUCCUGAAAUGGUCAACCUUUAUGGAGGGAAGCCAAUUACUACCAAGGCAGAUAUCUGGGCCCUUGGCUGCUUGCUCUAUAAGCUUUGCUUCUUCGUGCUUCCCUUUGGUGAGAGCCAGGUUGCCAUUUGUGAUGGAAGCUUUACCAUUCCAGAUAAUUCCCGUUACUCUCAUAGUAUACAUUGCUUAAUAAGGUACAUGCUUGAACCAGAUCAAGAACGGAGGCCGGAUAUCUUUCAAGUCUCUUUCUUUGCCUUUAAAAUUGCCAAAAAGGACUGUCCUAUAUCCAACAUAAACAAUUCUCCUCUCCCAUCUACUCUUCCCGAGCCCUUGACAGCUAGUGAGGCUGCUGCUAAGAAAAGCCAAAUAAAAGCUAGAAUAACAGAUGCCAUUGGACCAACAGAAACCUCAAUAGCCCCACGACAAAGACCAAAGGCCAACACGAGUGCUGCUGCUUCUAGUGUACUAACAAUCCAGAGCUCAGCAACACCUGUCAAAGUGCCAGUCCCUGGUGAUUUUAACAACGGGCAAAAAGGGGCCUGUAAGCCGGGAAACAGUCAAGAGAGCGUGCUGUCCCAGGGAGCGGAUCAGCCUCCGCAGCAAAACAGAGUGCUCCAGCAACUCCAGCAAGGAGACUGGAGGCUACAGCAGUUGCAUCAUCUACACCAGCAGCAACAACAACAGUUGCUUCAGGACGCUUACAUGCAGCAGUAUCAAGCAAUGCAACAGCACAUGAUUCAGCAGCAACUUUUGAUGCAGUCUAUGUACCAACAGCAGCCUCCCCCAUCCCAGUAUCCUGGCAUGACGCAGCAGUACCAACAGGCCCUCCUACAGCAGCAGGCCCUGGCGAAGCAGCUGCCUCCACCAAGACAUUCUCCUGAAUUUCUUGCCUCUCCUCAGGAGUUCUCACCAGCCUUAAUGUCCCAUUCGAAAUCAUUUCCUGCUCAUGUCGGUGCAGCUCUGGAUACACCAUUUACUUCUAACAGGCCCUCUGCGGCUGAUGCGGAGUCUAUUUCGAACUAUCCAAAGCAGACCAUCAGUAACCCCCCUGACAUGUCUGGUUGGAACCCAUUUGGAGAAGACAAUUUCUCCAAACUAACGGAGGAGGAGCUGUUGGACAGGGAGUUUGACCUGCUGAGAUCAAACAAGCUCGUGGAGAGGAGAGCUUCCUCAGAUAGGAAUGUGGAGUCACAUUCUGCUCCACUGAACCGCCCUCCAGAAGACCCCUUUGGUUCUGUUCCUUUCAUUUCUCACCCAGGCUCCCCAGGGAACGCGACUGAUAAUUCAGCCACUAAUCUAGAAAAAACGGUAUUGAGCUCAAGCAAAAAUGAGAUGCCAAGCCAGGUCGCCGAGGAACAGAAAGCUGCAGAGAAGGUGACAGAAGGACACGCCAAAAAAGGGAGCGACGAAUCAGAGAGUGAUUUUGAAUCCGAUCCUCCCUCUCCAAAGAGUAGUGAGGACGAUGAGGAGCAAGAGGAUGAAGAGGUCUUGCAAGGUGACCCCGGAGACUUCGUUGAUGACAAUGAUACCGAACCGGAGAAUUUUGGCCAGCGGCCUCUUCUCAUGGAUUCCGAGGACGAGGCCGAAGAGGACGAUAAGCAGAGUUCGGAUUCGGAUUCCGGGAUUGCCAGGCCUGUAGAAGAGGUGCCUGGCGGUAGAUACAAAGAAGGCACGGGCAGCAGUGACGUCAGGGAGCCUGUUUCAACUGAAUUGCCAGGAACAGCUUCCAAGGGGAGCCCCAAACAAGAAUUCGAUGUGUUUGGAGCAGUACCGUUUUUUGCUUUCCCUCCCCAAGACCCUAAAUCAAGGCAAAACGACGGCAAGGGAUUCUCGCCGGAGGCUGGGUUAGAACAAGAUCCAGAUGACUUCGAUGUUUUCACCAAAGCCCCGUUCAGCAGAAAAGUGUCCCACCAAGACGAUUUGCUGGUAGAUCCUGAAAACCAGCCUUCUCCCACCGCUCCCAAAAGCGUAGAUAUUUUUGGCUGCAUUCCAUUCCACCCUCCUUCCGUCCCGAAAUACGACGAGAACAAAGAGGACGUCUUUGGGCUCGUGCCGUUCGAGGAGAUAGCAGGGAACCAACAGCAGCAGAAAGUGAAGCAGCAGCGGAAUCUACAGAAACUCUCUUCCCGCCAGAGGCGUAUGAAACAGGAUGUAUCGAAGGGUAACGGGAAGCGCCAUCACGGCACCCCGACCGGCACCAAGAAGGCUUUGAAGUCCAGUUACCGCACCCCGGAAAGGGCUCGCAGGCACAAAAAAGCCGGCCGCCGGGAUUCCCAGAGCAGCAACGAGUUCCUGACAAUCUCCGAUUCCAAGGAGAACAUAAGCAUUGCGCUGACGGAUAGCAAGGACAGAGGCAACCCUCUGCAAGCAGACGAUGGCCUCCUGGACCCUUUCGGAGCCAAACCAUUUCACCCAACGGAGCUGGUGCGUCUCCCGCAGCAUCAGGGCUUGGGUGACCAUCGUGUGGACCAUAACACAGUAGUGCCUGGCAGACCGCGACAGGGUUCUCUAAUCGGGGCCAUUCAUCCUGGAGACGGGGUGAAACUAACAGACGACUUUGGGGCUGUUCCUUUCACAGAACUCGUUGUGCAAAGUGUGACCUCUCAACCAAGCCAGCAGCAACAGACGGGAGAGUUGGAUCCGUUCGGGGCGGCUCCGUUUCCUUCCAAACAGUAGAUUCUUCCGAGAGCAUUGCUGUGUUAUUUAACUUGGAUUUUUUUUUCCACGCCAUCAUAUUCUGUCUGGUUGAACCAAGGAGAAAUGGGGUUUGGCACAAGCUAUAAAUUCUCUUUGGUAGCCAGGUCCUUAGAUUUUAACAUUUACUAUGUUUAAUAUUUUGGAGGAAACAGACACAUUUAAGGAAGAGCAGACUUCCAAAUGUGGCUAUUCCGUGUGACUAUAUUUGCACAGAACCAAUGUGUCCUUUUGCAAGGCAGUUACACUGCAAGGAGCCAGUGGUUACUGGAACGAUCUGCCUUAGGCCUCACGGGAGAAGAGUCCAAAAUCUAAACAUGAGCAGCCAAGUUGAUCUGGAACCACAUUUUCUUCGAUCAGUGUCUUUUCCUUGUAAACUUUUCUGAACUUCAGAAUUUGAUGAGAAACUCACAUUGGUUUUUAAAUAACCCCGACCGUUUGCAUAUGUUUGUGCCAGAAUUCUGUCCCCCCCCCCCCAACCCCAAUAAGUGCCAUUAAUAUAACACAGGGACAGAGAAACCUGGAGUUGUAAUGCUUAAAAUAUCGCGAUGUGAAAUACGAGACUGGAGCAAAUUGAGAAUGCUGGGGGGUGGGGGGGGGAUCAAUAAUGGUAUAUAACUGGAUUUUGCAGCACUUUGGGACAACACAAUUCAUUUGAAGAGAGUGUGGUUUACUUGUGUGUAGUGUUGACGACAGAAAAAAACACAAAUCAGAAUAUUGGUAGCAUGUAUCAACAUGGCAAAAAUCUGUUAUGAAGUAGGAUUUGCACCCAACCCAUGUAUCUUACAGAGGGUUCUAUUUCAGAUAAACUGUGUUUACCUUAGGAACUGGUUUUUAACCUCUACAAAAUUUCAUAUUACCUAAUAUUUUAAAUGCAGUCUGUUACAGUAUAUCGUCCUUCUGAUUUGUCCGGUAGGAGUCUGUGCAGAGAUGCGCAAAGCUCUAAAGAUGCUAACUUGAAUCCAGGCAGUUUCCAGAAAAGGGACUGUAAAACUGCGAGUUGUUUUUUUUUUUAAUUGCAGAUUUGAAUCUGCUACCAUUGAAUUGCAUAGAAAACCACCAUUGCCUUAUAUCCAGGACUGCUAUGUCCUGCUGUCAGUUUACCUCUGAGCAGUGCCCUCGAGACACUGUCUAAAAACGUGCAGAACGUAGCAGGUAAGUACAGCAAGCAUUUUUAUGGACGUUCCAUGGGGGUUAAUGGGUUCAUGGUGUCUGUGGCUAGUUAUACUCCACUCUUGGUCAGUUGCAGCCAUUCAAGAUAGUGCUCUGAUAUACUAUAGGAGCUUUGAUUGAACACCUCCCAAGCGUUCGGUUCAAUAGACGAGCGUUUAGGCCGACUCGACCUUUUCUGAAGUCGGGCGGGGUACGAGAACACCUUAGUGGCCGGUGUUUGGCCAGGAUCCAAAGAAGUUUGCAGUUGGCUCCAAGCAUUUGACCGUGUGACUUCUGUUUUACCAAACAGGUUCUCUUUGCAAUGCUUUGACAAAUCACUUUUGAAACUGGGCAAGUUCCCAAAUAGCUUGUUGUGUGGCUUUGCUAUUCAAAGACGAGCGGAUAAAAAAAAUCCCAUUGGGUACGUGUGUGGGUAUGACAAAGCUCUCUGGGUCUUAGUCCACGUGUAAACUCUGUCUCACCAAAAGAAAAACCAAAAUUGUAACUUUGUUCGCCACGUGCCAGAAUGCUCCUGCAGGCAAACGGAGCGUUCUAAAACAAAAACGGUCCAGCGUGUGCCAACCAAGCUGCAAUUUGGGUUUUUUCUUUUGUAUAUAGACAUGUACACCUGUGCAAACCUGAACUGAAGCACUUGCAUGCACUUAUGUAAACUGGGGUAUGGAUGCUGCCCUGAUGUGAAUUUGAACCUGUGGAAAACAAUCAGAUUUUAAUCUAAGGAAGGCAUAGUAUUGGGUUGACCGAUAGUCCAGGUGUCGUGCGACAGCAUCUGUUUUCCAACCACUGUGGGAAAAGCAAAAUAUCAAAGCAAAAAUGCACCUGUGGUCUUAUGUGAAUAAAAGGUGAGUUUGAUAGAGAUAAGGGUCAAGGUUGUUUUUAAACGCACACAAAAGUACUUUUUAGAGCUGCGGCAUCUUAACAGUUUUGGCAAUCUUUUAGAUAUGGCGAGAUGCACUCUUUGCGUUUGUCUCUUCGGCCUGUGCUCACUGUCUUUCAUAUCCCUGUGGAUUUUGACCUCUGAUCCUUGAUAUUUUCAUAAAGGAGCCGUGGCUAAAACCACUUCGCACAUACCUCAAAAUGCCUUCUCUUUUAUGCUUUGUGCCACAGUCUCCUUCCAACUAAACAGAGAGUUGGCUUUCAAAAGUGGAUUUUAAAACUGCAAAGUAGAUUAUGUGAGGACUGCUACAAGAACUGUGAUAGUUUCCUACCCAGAAAGUGACUUAGUGGUGGCUUUUGAGCAUAUGGACACAUGAUAAAAUCACACAUGUGUAGAUCGCAUACUGGUUCCUAAAAAAUAAAUCAUGACUGAAGUCAUACAUCAGGACUGGCUGCGCUGAACACAGCUGCUGAGCCCCAGCCGAAAACCUCUGUUUCUCUCAGCACAAAUGCUGUCAAAUAGCAUAAAGUGCAUGUGGAACUAUGCGAUAUAGAACCAGUGGUGCCCUAGUGUGAUUACAAGGGGUUUCCACAGGUGCGUAGCUGCAGUGGGGACAUCCGGGGCGGCUUGUCCCGGGCGGCGCCAUUGCAGUCACGUGGGGAGAUGGGGGUGAGGCGGGGAGGGUGCGCGCGGGCAGUUCAUGCCCCUGGCACAGUCCCCCCUCCCUUUGUCACUGGGCUUCCAGUUGUGCACGGGAGAGUGAAGGCCUUUGAUUUUCAAAAUUCAGCCCUGCCAUGAGCUGCAGCUCCCUGCUUUGAACACCGAGAGGGUUCUUAGUCCUUAGUGGUUUGGGAGGAUACUGGAACGCAGUAGCAGGCAGGGGAAGUGACAUUCCACGAACUAAACACCAGACCACGGCCACACAGGCACAGAAGCAUAACUAAUUGGAUUGACAGUCUUGCUGAAGUUAGCGGGACUGAAGUUUUAACAGACACAUGUAACUUUUCGUUUAUUUCAACCAAGAGGUUGCGGGUUGGUGAAGCUUUGCAGAACUUGGGGCUAGACUUUAAGAUCUAUUAAUUCACUGCUCUUUACCGCAAUCUCAGGGUAGGAUUACAUAAAACAGCGGGGGAAAAAUUCUGCAGCAUUAUGCUAAGGCCAAAGUAGACUAGCAGACGUAACCUAGCAUUCCCAAUAUUGCCAACUCUCUGUGAUUCCUACACGUUUCUGAAUAUCCCCUUUUAAUGUUUUCUUGUUUCCUGAAAUGUCUCCUUUUUGCCCAAGGCUUCAUUUUCAUCCAUUUCUGUAACAAACGUUUGCAUGUCAGUUGUUGUUUGUGAUUGGGAAUUGUUCAGUUUCCAUUUUCUGGACUUCAGUUUUUAAAAAAGUAACCCAGAUCUUUGGAGCAGUAUCUUUGCCUUGACCGUGUGCUCUGUUGUGUAUAUUUGAAAUGACGUCUGUUGUGAUGUUUCCUGAGAGAGAGAGAAGACUAUAAAGCUUUGAUUCCUACCAAUGACUGUCCUGUCCCGCCUGCCUUUUCCCCCUUGUAAUGGUUUGACUAUUCCCCUAAGUCAGAGAUGUCCAACUCGGGCACUUCACAUGUUCAUGGACUACAAUUCCCAUCAGCCCCUGCAGCCCCUGCUGGCACGGCCAGUUGCAGCCCCUGCUGGCACGGCCAG
Sphaerodactylus townsendi is the source of this 7258-nucleotide messenger RNA. It is a transcript of the gene BMP2K, whose product is annotated as BMP2 inducible kinase. The transcript has 16 exons. The record is from RefSeq and is a predicted model, not a curated record. Gene Ontology annotation, molecular function: ATP binding; protein kinase activity. NCBI's taxonomy places the organism in Eukaryota, Metazoa, Chordata, Lepidosauria, Squamata, Sphaerodactylidae. Bases 140 to 3514 code for a protein of 1124 amino acids. Gene Ontology annotation, biological process: protein phosphorylation.